Messenger RNA from Ailuropoda melanoleuca (giant panda), 1480 nucleotides. RefSeq names its product ribosome production factor 2 homolog (gene RPF2). NCBI's taxonomy places the organism in Eukaryota, Metazoa, Chordata, Mammalia, Carnivora, Ursidae. Gene Ontology annotation, biological process: ribosomal large subunit assembly; maturation of LSU-rRNA from tricistronic rRNA transcript (SSU-rRNA, 5.8S rRNA, LSU-rRNA). The transcript has 10 exons. Gene Ontology annotation, molecular function: rRNA binding. Gene Ontology annotation, cellular component: nucleolus. The coding region runs from base 104 to 1024 and encodes 306 amino acids. The record is from RefSeq and is a predicted model, not a curated record.
AGUGGCGUCACGCGCAAGUUCCGGCCCCGCCUGUUCCGGGGCGCUGGCCUAUCUCGCGGAACUGCGCGGUGCACGUGCGUUCCCGGUUCGCGUUGCGGUAGCCAUGGACGCUUUGGAUCGCGUUUUAAAGCCCAAAACGAAAAGAGCCAAGAGAUUCCUCGAGAAGAGAGAACCGAAGCUCAGUGAAAAUAUUAAAAAUGCUAUGCUGAUUAAAGGGGGAAAUGCAAAUUCAAUGGUGACACAAGUACUUAAAGAUGUGUAUGCACUGAAAAAACCGUAUGGCGUUCUGUAUAAAAAGAAAAACAUUACAAGACCAUUUGAGGAUCAGACAUCAUUGGAAUUCUUUUCAAAGAAGUCAGAUUGUUCUUUAUUUAUGUUUGGCUCCCAUAAUAAGAAGCGGCCAAAUAAUCUAGUAAUCGGUCGUAUGUAUGACUACCAUGUGCUGGAUAUGAUUGAAUUAGGUAUCGAGAAGUUUGUCUCUCUAAAAGAUAUUAAGAAUAGUAAAUGUCCCGAGGGAACAAAACCCAUGUUAAUAUUUGCUGGUGAUGAUUUUGAUGUAACAGAAGACUACAGAAGGCUAAAAAGUCUUCUUAUUGAUUUCUUCAGAGGCCCCACAGUACCAAAUAUCCGCCUGGCUGGUCUGGAGUAUGUUCUGCACUUCACUGCACUGAAUGGGAAGAUUUACUUUCGAAGCUAUAAGUUGCUGUUGAAGAAAUCUGGUUGCAGAACACCAAGGAUUGAAUUGGAAGAGAUGGGGCCCUCAUUGGAUCUCGUUCUGAGGAGGACACAUCUGGCAUCAGAUGAUCUUUAUAAAUUAUCUAUGAAAAUGCCAAAAGCCCUCAAGCCAAAGAAGAAGAAAAAUGUCUCCCAUGAUACUUUUGGUACAACUUAUGGAAGGAUUCAUAUGCAGAAGCAAGACCUAAGCAAACUACAAACCAGGAAAAUGAAGGGGUUGAAGAAACGACCUGCAGAAAGGAUAACAGAAGACCAGGAGAAAAAAUCAAAGAGAAUUAAAAAAAACUGAUAGAACUUAGCCAGUGACUAUAAUGUUAUUGUAGUCUGUUUACUUAAGAGAAUUCUUAAUCAUCAGUCAUUUCUAAGUUUCUUAUAAGAUUUUAUUAAAUAUUUUUAUAGCAUGAUAAUUUACCUAAACUAUAUAUUAUAUAUAUUAUGUACACUAAUCUACUAGUAUUAAUUUGAAAGUAAGCCUUUUUGAGAUAUAUCCUGGUGGGCCAUUUUCUAUGUUAUGGUAGUCCCUCUGCCCCCCCCCCCCCAAGUCUCAUUAGGUUGGUAGGUGAAGAGGAAUCUCCGGAACAACCAUUGGUAUUUUAAAGAAUUUCUGGGUUAAGCUUUCGAUAAAGGGAGAAAGCCAUGGAAAGUAGAAAUGGCCCAAAGGAACUGUAUACACACUUAGUAUGAGGUAUCUGGAAAGAUAACCCCAUCUCCCAACACAUACCUAUAACCUGACUUUUGUUUUUUA